This is a messenger RNA of Ogataea angusta, 309 nucleotides long. RefSeq lists its product as uncharacterized. The coding region runs from base 1 to 309 and encodes 102 amino acids. The record is from RefSeq and is a predicted model, not a curated record. NCBI's taxonomy places the organism in Eukaryota, Fungi, Ascomycota, Pichiomycetes, Pichiales, Pichiaceae. The transcript has 2 exons.
AUGGGUGUGGGCAAGAGAACGACGCGUCGAGAAGCGCAAGGACGACUCGCUGGUCUCGAAAUCGGCUCUGCGCCGGCGCAAGCGCAAGAUGAAGGAGCAGCUGAAACCGAAGCUGGAGGACCUCGCACAGGCGCUCGACGAGGUGCCGGCGACGACGGCGCAGCCCAAACGGGACCACACGCCGAACCCGCACAAGCGUGGGGCCAAGAUCGUGGAAAGGGCGGAGAUCCAGCGGUUUGGGGCCGUGCUGAAGGACGAGCAGUUCAGAAAAAGCCCGUUCGACGCUCUCAAACGGGUUAUAGCAAAUAA